GCCUGUGGUCCUGGGAGCCCCAUGUGGCUUCUCCGAAUUCCCAGAGCCUGCAGUGCCCGCGGGCCUCAGGGCAAAUCUUGGGGUCUUGCACUGUCAUCAUCUUACCCAGGCAGAAUCGACCUCCCCAGUGGCCCCCUCUCCUCUCCAGACAUUUGCCAGGGCCCUCAGAAGAAGCUCCCAUCUUCCCUGCUUCUUUCAGUCCUGUUUUAUUUUCUUCCCAGCAUUUGUCACCACUGCCCACAGCACCUGCAAGUUCAGGCGUUGGCUCUGUCCCCACUGCCUCAACCUCAAGGCGAGCUCAGGAGAAGAGAAGCACUUUGUUCCUCUGCACAGCUGUGUGUUCAGAGCCCGCAUAGGCACUGGAGCAUAAUAGGUGCUCAGUUAACUCAGGUUGAAAGGAGUGCAAGCGUCUCCUCAGCACAGCUCCAGACAAGUCCCAGGCGCUUCAGAGAUCCCAGCCAUGGAAGCUCGGGACCCAGGGUGCUUGUUUCUUUACUAAGCCUCCUUCCUCCCACAGUCCCCAGGCCCUUUCUCUCGGGCCAGUCCGUCCCCUCCGCCAGAGUCCACCCCCGGGUGGGGGUGGUGGCUGGCAGGGCUCCGGCCUCUGUGCACGCCUCUGGCUGGGAUCUGGGGGUUGCGGGUCUGCGCCCCCACCCCGCGGCCCGGGAGCCGCCCCGGGCAUGCUCAGAGCGCGCAGGUCCGGGCGGCGGCGAGGGUGGGGGGCGGAGGAGGGAACAGCCCCGCCGCCGUGCGCUCGCCGGGCCGGGCGGAGCUGCGCAAUCCUCGCAGCUGCGCCAGGACAGCGGCGCGGCCGUGCCCACAAGUUGCCGGCGGCUGAGCACAGCGCCGCGCCACCUCCUUCAGCUCGCAGCCCUCCUUGCCCACCCGGCGGUGACCGGCGCCAGGACGCACGUCCCGCGGACCCUGAUCCCAGAUGUGAAAGCGGGAUCCGCAGCUCCUCACCCCCGGCGCGAUCCACAGAGUCUAGCCAGCGUUUCCGCGGCCAGACCCCAAGGCUGGAAGAUGUGGCAGCCGGCCACGGAGCGCCUGCAGCACUUUCAGACCAUGCUGAAGUCUAAAUUGAAUGUCCUCACACUGAAAAAGGAGCCUCUCCCAGCCGUCAUCUUCCACGAGCCUGAGGCCAUCGAGCUGUGCACCACCGCCCCUCUAAUGAAGACAAGAGCUCACAGUGGCUGCAAGGUCACCUAUCUGGGGAAAGUCUCUACCACAGGCAUGCAGUUCUUGUCAGGCUGCACGGAAAAGCCAGUGAUUGAGCUCUGGAAGAAGCACACGCUCACCCGGGAAGACAUCUUCCCAGCCAACGCCCUUCUGGAGAUCCGACCUUUCCAAGUGUGGCUGCAUCACCUUGACCACAAAGGCGAGGCCACGGUGCACAUGGAUACCUUCCAGGUGGCCCGCAUUGCCUACUGCACCGCCGACCACAACGUGAGCCCCAACAUCUUCGCCUGGGUGUACAGGGAGAUCAACGACGACCUGUCCUACCAGAUGGACUGCCACGCUGUGGAGUGUGAGAGCAAGCUCGAGGCCAAGAAGCUGGCCCACGCCAUGAUGGAGGCCUUCAGGAAGACUUUCCACAGUAUGAAGAGUGAUGGGCGGAUCCACAGGAACAGCUCCUCCGAAGAGGUUUCCCAGGAACUGGAGUCUGAUGAUGGCUGAAUGAACUUGAGGUGCUCCGGCGAAGGCGGCAUUGGUCAAGGAGCUCAACAGGAGAGAUGAAGAAGCAACCAUUCAAAUUUGGGAUGAAAAGACUGCCAAAACCAUUGGCUGACCACGCUUUUUAAAUGCAGAUGAGCAAUUCUAAAUCUAAAGAAAUGUAUCAUUAAAGUAAUUACGUGACAUUGAAAUCUGCUGCUGCUGUGGCUCGGAGGAGGGUGGGAGCCAGGACGGGGAGGAAGGGUCUAGACAUCUUAUGUUUUCAAGUUCCAACAUCUCCUGCUGGGAGAGCUCCAUGCCAGUUUUCACCACUCUCAGGCAAACAUUCUGCAGCUGUGAGUGACAAGUGACGGACCAUUACAGUCUGCCUUAUGAAAUCCAACAGGAGUGUGUUGAGACACCGUGGGUUCCCUCCAGGGUGGGCAGGAGAGGGUGCUGAUGCUGGUGCAAAGCCGCAGUGGAAGCAAAGCUCAGGAUGACUGAGAGGGCCUCUCCCGUGCCAUGUUCAGACUCUCCUCAGUAUGCAAAUCAGCACAGCCUUCCUCCAGCUUUACAACUAACCACCCCAUAGUUGGCAGUUAAUUCGCAGUUAAAGAUAAUGCUUUUAUUUACACAAAUAUAUCCAGUAGUACCCUUUUAUUGUAUUCACUCUAUCUAUUUUCUUAGAAUACUUGCAACUACUAAUAAUGCCUUCCCUCCUUCUGCACUGCCUGCCCUCUUUCUUCUGCCAGCAUCCCUAGAGGGAGGGAUUCUCACAGCCUGCCCUGCAGGAUACCAAAAGGGAAGAAAACAAGAAAACAAAUGAAAUAACUAGAAAGCAAACCAACCAGGAGUUUAGAAAAACAGCAAAAAGCCCAGAAAAAGGCAGAGCAAGCAGCACGUGAGCCAACUCUUUGGGGGUGUCCUUCCCUCAACCCUGAAUCUUGGUAGCUUCCUUGGCUAAUGUCCUGUUGGAUGAGUCCUUCACGGCAAGCUUCGAAUCUGGUUUGGGACCACCAAGGAAGCCUUGCCCUCAUCACGUAACAUGGCACUCAGACAGGAAAGAAGUUAGAUAAACUGGGCCUGUCUAGAAAACCCAAGUCCAUCUCCAUGUUAGGGGAAAUCUUGCCUUGUUACCUUAAAGUUGCUGAUGUCCGAGAAUUCCAGUUGCCCAUUUGUUCAUUCAUUCUCCUGAGAAAGUCUCGCUAGGAAAGCACAGAUUUCUCAGCUUCGUGCAUCUUCCAGUAUCAUAAAGAGUCGACAUGGAAUGAAAUUGAAAGCAUUGGUGAAGAUACAUGCAUUUAAAACCGAGAACUGGUAAUUAUAUUUCCCAGGUAGUAUUGCUCCUGGGUGGAAGUCUGUUUUCAUUCCUGGUAAUGUUAGUGGCACCUUAGAAGCCUUACAGGAGAGCUAAUCUAAUUCAGAGAGUGAUGGUGUCGGCAUUUUGGUCUGUGUACUUGUGUGUCCAUAUAUAGGUCUGUGUGUGUGUGUGUGUGUGUGUGUGUGUGUCCCUGUGUGUGGGUCCAGUUUUCAGGCAUGAACAAUAAGCAUGGGGUCAUACUGAGGAAAACUUGCCUCUUGAAGAAAUGCUUGUCGCUUUAUGACAUAUGUACACAAUUCUUUCGCAUAAAUGCAUUCAUUCUUUAAUAAAAUAUGUUUGUGUUAAUCUGA
Chinchilla lanigera (long-tailed chinchilla) is the source of this 3324-nucleotide messenger RNA. RefSeq names its product phosphotyrosine interaction domain containing 1 (gene Pid1). The transcript has 3 exons. Bases 22 to 1677 code for a protein of 551 amino acids. Gene Ontology annotation, cellular component: cytoplasm. Lineage: Eukaryota; Metazoa; Chordata; Mammalia; Rodentia; Chinchillidae. The record is from RefSeq and is a predicted model, not a curated record. Gene Ontology annotation, biological process: negative regulation of D-glucose import across plasma membrane; regulation of mitochondrial membrane potential; regulation of reactive oxygen species metabolic process.